Molecule: messenger RNA, 1821 nt
Organism: Carcharodon carcharias (great white shark)
Lineage: Eukaryota; Metazoa; Chordata; Chondrichthyes; Lamniformes; Lamnidae
Gene: slc22a13b
Product: solute carrier family 22 member 13b
Exons: 11
Coding region: 1-1821 (606 amino acids)
Biological process (GO): transmembrane transport
Cellular component (GO): membrane
Molecular function (GO): transmembrane transporter activity
Source: RefSeq, a predicted model, not a curated record
AUGAGUGAUUUUGGAGAAAUUCUUAAAGCUGUGGGGGAAUUUGGCCCAUUUCAGAAACGUUUGCUGGUGCUGAUUUGUUUGCCAAAUUUCUUCAUGGGGCUCCACUUGCUUGCUCAGGUUUUUACUGGUGCGAAUGUCCAACAUUUCUGUCAGACCAAUUGGAUCUUAAACAUCAGUGCUGGUCUGGCCGAAGAAGAGAAAUUGUUCCUGACUCUCCCCGAGGGAAGAAAUGGCUCUUAUCAACAAUGUAAAAUGUACAAGCCGAACCCAGAUAAGGAUAUCGAUUGGAUACGGUUACACGGAAGCCAAUCGACAGUCGCAUGUGAAGAAGGAUGGGUAUACGACACCUCACAAUAUACCUCGACCUUAGUUACAGAGUUUGAUCUGGUUUGUGAUGCCAAUUGGUUAAAUCAGCUCUCACGGUCCUGUUCCAUGUUUGGACUUUUUGCUGGAGCCCUGUUGUUUGGUCCCCUAGCAGACAGGUUUGGUCGACGACCAAUUGUUUUAUUGUCACUGCUUCUUCAACUAGUCAGUGGUGUGGGAGCAGCAUUUGUGCCAAACUUCAACUUAUUCAUUGCUCUGCAGUUUGUUGUUGGUGCAUCGGUAUCGGGCAUAUUGAUUAACACCUUUGUUUUAGGUACAGAAUGGUCUGGUGUAUCGCAGCGAACACUUGCAACUGUCCUCUCACACUGCGCCUUUGCAGGUGGGCAGAUUGUUCUGGCUGGGCUGGCUUAUGGGAUACGUGACUGGAGGAUGCUGCAAUUAACUAUUUCGUGUCCAAUGGCUUUGUUCUUUUCUUACAUAUGGGUCCUCCCUGAGUCUGCAAGGUGGCUUGUAACAAAAGGUCAUUAUAAAGCAGCCAAGAAGCACCUUAUGAAUGCAGCAAGAAUAAACAAAAGGGUUGUGCCUGAAACAUUGCUUGACAAGAUUAUGACUGAGAAGGAGAUUCAUCAGGCCACCCUUUUGGAUCUUUUUAAGACACCGAGGCUGAGGAGAGUUACAUUGAUUUUGAUUAGCAUCUGGUUUAUUAACAGCUUUGUGUAUUAUGGAUUGGCCUUCAAUGUUCAAAGCUUCGGCACAAACAUUUAUCUAACACAACUCAUCUUUGGACUGGUGGACAUGUUGCGUGGCUUUUGCAUCUGGCUGCUGAAUAAAUUUGGUCGGAAAAAAUGUCAGGGAGGUUUCCUGUUGCUUUGCGGAAUCUCAUGCCUCCUUAUGUUAGCUUUUCCAGAAGGUAUGCAGAUAGGAGUCACUAUACUUGCCGUCUUUGCAAAACUGGGAAUUUCCUGCUCCUUCUCCACUGCUUAUGUUUAUUCUGCUGAAUUAUUCCCGACUGUAGUCAGGCAGACUGGCAUUGGUUUGGUAUCUAUGUCAGCUCGGAUAGGUGGCAUCAUCACCCCCAUGAUUGCACUUUUACAACAAGACUAUCCAGCUCUCCCCAUGGCCUUAUAUGGAACGGCACUGAUUGUUCUCAGUGCCCUGUGUGCCCUGCUGCCCGAAACUGUCAACAAAGAAUUACCAGAUCAAACCAGGGAAAUGAAUAGUAAGAAUGACCUAGAAAAUGGACACAAUCAGACUGUAGCAGAAAAUGGAAACUUAAUUAAGAAGAGACAAUGGCAAAACACCGCUGACAAAAACUAUCAAGAAAAACAGUUCAGGAUGAAGCAGCAGCAGACAAUGAGCCAAGGUCCUGGCUUUGGGCAGAGCACUAAUGGAAUAAGUGGCAGAGAUAACAACUGUAGGGAUCCUACAGUCACUGUUCUUGCUGCCAUCCAUCGACUGAGCACCGAACAGGAAUUAAACCUUGCAACCUUUGUCUAA